This is a messenger RNA of Myxocyprinus asiaticus (Chinese sucker), 3691 nucleotides long. Its product is annotated as E3 ubiquitin-protein ligase pellino homolog 1-like. The transcript is spliced from 8 exons. The coding region runs from base 422 to 1852 and encodes 476 amino acids. Gene Ontology annotation, biological process: protein K63-linked ubiquitination; regulation of Toll signaling pathway. Gene Ontology annotation, molecular function: protein binding; ubiquitin protein ligase activity. NCBI's taxonomy places the organism in Eukaryota, Metazoa, Chordata, Actinopteri, Cypriniformes, Catostomidae. The record is from RefSeq and is a predicted model, not a curated record.
GUGGCAUCCAGACCAACCGCAGAGACGCAUGAUGUGGGCGAGGGCAAAACCCGUCCUCGGAUUUCUUUAACGGGACAACUGCGAAGGCGAGAUGGGCGUGACCGUGACAACGGAGUGUCUGGACUAGACCGAAAACACUCUUCUCCUGGAUUAAAAUCCGAGCUGUCUUCCGUGGGAUUGAUGACACUGGAGUGUGGCAAUGCAAACCACGCGACGUGAUGCGCGUGCCAUCCAGUUUAACACAGCGAGAGAUGAAUUAACAGCACGACACCCGAUUUUAAGGCCACACGGGGAUUGACAAGCCAAGGAUAUUCAAGACAGGGGUCUAGAACAUCAUCAGUUUUGGGGUGACAAUCAUGGUGACGUGUGGAUCCUGGGUUGAGGACCAAUGCAUUUUAAGCCGUGAGUCGUUCUUGUGGAUAUGGUUUUGGAAGGGAGCUCUGAAGCUCUUUGUCCUCCUCCAUCCCUGGAGCUGCGUCCAUCAUGCAACAAGAGCCAGCCGUCACCUCCUCUGGGCUCAGGAUCCCAGUCCCAUGAUGCCCUCUGCCCUGAGGAUGAGCCCAUCAAGUAUGGGGAGCUGAUUGUACUUGGACAUAAUGGUUCACUUGCUAGCGGGGACAAGGGCCGCAGAAGGAGUCGGCUGGCCCUUUACAAAAGACCCAAAUCCAACGGCGUCAAACCUGAUGUCAUCCACAACGUCUCCACACCUCUAGUGUCAAAGGCCCUAAGCAACAAAAGUCAGCACAGCAUCUCUUACACACUGUCCAGGAGUCAUUCUGUUAUCGUGGAAUAUACACAUGACCCAAACACUGACAUGUUUCAGAUCGGCCGUUCCACAGAGAGCAUGAUAGACUUUGUGGUGACAGACACAGCAGGCAGCGGCAGUGGAGGACAGGGACAAGGGGGAGCCAACGGAGAGGGAGGACAGUCGGCCCAGAGCACAAUCUCCCGCUAUGCUUGCCGCAUCAUGUGUGAGCGAAAUGCUCCGUAUACUGCACGAAUAUAUGCAGCGGGCUUUGACACUUCCAAAAACAUCUUCCUUGGGGAGCGAGCUGCUAAAUGGAGGACCUCAGAUGGUUUGAUGGAUGGGCUAACAACCAAUGGGGUGCUUGUGAUGCACCCAGCAGGGGAGUUUGUAUCCGAGCCCACUCCAGGGGUGUGGAGGGAGAUCUCAGUGUGUGGGAAUGUUUUUGCCCUUCGAGAGACACGAUCUGCCCAGCAAAGAGGAAAACUGGUCGAGAACGAGUCGAACAUGUUGCAGGAUGGUUCUCUAAUCGAUCUUUGUGGGGCCACUCUGCUCUGGCGGACCCCCAGCGGUCUUCGCCACACCCCAACUCUCAAACAGCUCGAAUCCCUACGUCAAGAACUAAAUGCUGCUCGUCCACAGUGUCCUGUGGGCUUCAACACACUCGCCUUCCCCAGCUUGGCCCAACGUGCCACCAUCGACAAGAAACAACCUUGGGUGUACAUGAACUGCGGCCACGUUCACGGCUACCACAACUGGGGCUUUCGCAAGGAGAAGGCAGGAUCAUCUGCCUUGGUGUUAACCGGGGGCGGAGGAACCGCUCCAGCCACCACUGGAGAGCGCGAGUGUCCCAUGUGCAGAGGGGUGGGCCCCUAUGUGCCCCUUUGGCUCGGAUGCGAAGGAGGGCUGUACCUGGACGCAGGCCCCCCGACACACGCGUUCUGCCCCUGCGGGCACGUGUGCUCGGAAAAGACGGUGCAAGGCUGGAGUCAAAUCCCACUGCCGCACGGAACGCAUGCCUUCCAUGCCGCUUGUCCUUUCUGUGGAACGUGGUUGACCGGAGAACAAGGCCACAUCAAACUCAUCUUCCAAGGGCCGGUCGACUGAGGGGAAAAGCUAUCGCUCGGAAAGUGCGACAUUAAAGGGAUAAUUCAUCCAAAAAUGAAAGUUCUAUCAUCAUUUAUUCGCUCUCAUUUUGUUCCACACCCAUAUGAUUUUCCUUUUUACAUGGAAGACAAAAGGAGAUGUUAGGCAGAAUGUUAGCCUCAAUAACCUUUCACUUUCAUUAUAUGAAAAAAAAAAAUGCAAUGAAAGUGAAUGGAGACCGAGGCUAACAUACUGCCUAACAUCUCUUUUGUUCUAUGGUCCAUAGAUGAAAGAAAGCCGUAUGGGUUUGGAAUGACAUGAGGGUGAGUAAAUGACAGAAUUCUCAUUUUGGGGUGAACCAUCCCUUUAGGAUUAAAUAACACAAAUUGAGAGUUUGGACUAUGGAGGAUGGACACCAAAUAAAGAGUAGUGAAAAAGGCAGGGAUGCAAAAGGGAAUAUACUUUGUGAUGCAGAAUGUGUAAAUAAAAGUGAUGAAAUAAAAAUUGUGAUUUACUGUGUGUAAGAGUGGAAGAUGUCAAUGAAAAUGUAAUACAUUUGCAUAUGUAAUAGCUUUCAUUCAAAAUGUGUAAUGAUGAAAAAGAGACUACUGUCAACAUCCAACAAUCGGUAGCUGCUCUACUUAACCAUGUUCGGGUCCCAUUUCUCUCCAAAAUCAAGAAAUAUUGCAUUAAGAAAUUUUUUUGGACCAUAAGAUAUUUUUGCAUUGUUGUGACAUAUAUAUAUAUAUAUAUAUAUAUAUAUGGUAUAUAUACUUUUUAUAGUUUUUUUGUUGUUGUUGCAUUAUUAUAAUUGCCACCCCAUUGUCAAAAAUCUAAACAUUUUAAAAGCCCUAAAAUAGGAUGCAUUUUAAGAUAAAUGUCUUCCUUGUGGUUUUGGGGUGAAAUAUGACACAGAGGUGCAGGUUUAAUUUGAUUUACCUAAUCAGCAAUUCUGUACUGGAGAGAAAGUGAGAAAAGAGAGGACAAAAAGAAGUCAUUUCAAUUACCAACUGGCACUAAAAUCAAUAGAGAAAAUCCAGUUUAAAUUUAUCAUCUGUGCGCAUAUGUUAAAUGGUGCAUGAACUACACAGGCAUGUUAAGAUAUUUUCAGGGUCUCCUUGUAGUGAUUUUGAUGAUCUGGCAAACUGAGAAAUUAGAGCGACGCUGCACCCACCUUUACCUCCAUCCUUCACACACACACACACACACACUCACACUCACUCUCUCUCUCUCUCUCUCUCUCUCAGGGGAGUCUGAGUGGAACGGUACAGUCCUGCAUACUGACUGCAGUUACUCUGACUGGCUAUAAAUAACUCAAGGUUAUUGGCUCACCCCUACUACACAUGCACCCCUCCCUCUCAAUGUGUGUGCAGAGACAAAAACAGAAGAACACGAGACAUAGUACAUCCAUUAACAGGUCAAAUCUAACAUUAGAGAUUCCAUUUAUUCUAUGUAUAUGGUGGAUUACAGUGGUUUAAUGGGACAUUGGGAAUAAAAUGGAUGACUGCAGAAGGCUAUCCAUAGUUCAUAUAUUACACUACUGGAAACUAAUCACUGAUUUUCACUCUCUGCCACCAAAAGGAGAUCCUUUCAUUUAUGUAUUUCUUUCAAAAGUAAAUAAUAAUAAUAUUGAGUUAACACAGAAUAACUCACAUACUCACGUCAGUAAUGACAAUAUGGGGAAUAUGUGCUUAAUGUCCUAUCCAUCAUUUUCUGUUUAAAAAAAUAAAAUUCUUGUAAUUGUGGGGUAAGAUGUGACCUAUAUAGGUCUACAAUGUUAUUGGCAGGCUUUGUGAGAUUUACCUUUAUACACACACACAUAUACGUUAUAUAUAUAUAUAUAUAUAUAUAUACACACAC